AUGCACGUCAAGAAGAAGGUAUGCAGCAGCAGGCUUCUUGUUCGAACGAAUACCGCCGCCGCCGCCCUCACUUCUCGUGCCUGCACGGCGCGGCGUUGGGCGGCUCAGCGAAGUUCAGGAGGCGUCGCGCGCACCGAAACCGGGGCGUCGAUGGAGGAGAGAUCUUUUAUUAUUCAAUGCUAUCGCGUCGCAGCCCCCAAAGCCCUGCUGUCGCCGCUGCCGCUGCGUUUCGUGUUUGAGGCAGUCAAAGCCUCCUCGGGCCAGCCCGUGAUUACCUAA
Pseudocercospora fijiensis CIRAD86 is the source of this 279-nucleotide messenger RNA. RefSeq lists its product as uncharacterized. NCBI's taxonomy places the organism in Eukaryota, Fungi, Ascomycota, Dothideomycetes, Mycosphaerellales, Mycosphaerellaceae. Bases 1 to 279 code for a protein of 92 amino acids. The transcript has 3 exons. The record is from RefSeq and is a predicted model, not a curated record.